ACCAUGGCAUCAGUUUGGCAAAACAACCUCACUUAUUUGUUUGUGUCGUCCGUAUCGUUCAACUACUGUUUACAUCAGUUUCUUCAUAAAAUACAACUUACAACAAACCGCUCGUUCUUCAGUGCAAACAAAUAAAAUGUUACAUCAAUACUAACCCACAAUUGCAUACAUAAUUUUACAGUAAGUGCGCUUAACUCGCCGGUAACGAUGAAGGUAGGUGAGCUUCUAAGGACUCUGAUGGAAAGCAAUAUUUGAUUUGAGUAUGAGUGAUACUGACGACACCGAUGAUUUGCUGCUAGUUCCACCAGACCAAUACAUUGCUAAUCCUGAAACCGAAGUGAUCCAGUCGCUCGCACAUGGUACCUAUUUCAAAAUCGUCGAUUCGCUAAUAUCUCAAGUAAACCGGCUGCAUACACGCGUGCAUUCAAUCGAACAAAUAGAUUUAACAUCUACUAGUAUUGAUGACACCAUGGAUCAUCAUUCCAACAGGUACAAAAGCUCUGAUGACAUAUUAAGAGAUGGCUACUACAAUAGUAGUACAUUCAGCACACCACAAAAACCUAGAAUGAGGUACAGAGCCAGCUCACAAAGUCCACAAAAGCCAAAAAGCUGUUUUACAGCUACAAAAAGUAAUUAUUCUCCCAGGAAGUUGCAUGAAUUUAAUGACUAUAUUCAUACCACAUCCAAUGCGAUAGAAACAAAUAAGAAACUUGAUGCAAACAGUGACAUUGUGGAGGUGAAUGGUAGGAUUAUUAAUUUAGCUGAAAUUGAAAAUAUGCUGGAGGAGAUUGAGGUACAGAAAAAAAAGAAUGACCUUAGACUUAGGGAACAGGAGGAAGUUAUGCAGAAAAGUCAGGCUUGGAGGAUGGGAGAUGAUGUAAAAACAUUACCUCCAUCUUGUCAAAUGCAAAAUGAUAAUCAAGUCACAGAGAAUUGCAACGAUUUUGCCAAAAUGACUGUAACAACUCUGGGUGUUACUACAAGUGGAUAUGGUGGAGAUAAGUCUUCUACUCUUAGCAGUACUACUACAACAACAGAUUCAACUCAGUUGACUGCUAGGCAUGUAAUGCCAACAAGACAGAAUAAUGGCGAAUUUGAGAAUUUUAAUCAUACUGAGGAGAUUUUAAAAAGUAGAAGACUGUUGAGUUUGAAUGAGCUUUGGGGACAGAAUGAACAAGUUGGCAGUUUGACAGAGAGACUAGAAGAGGAAAAACUCAGGAGACAACACUGUGAAGAUUUAAUACAAGACUUACAAACGCGUUCGUUAGAAUUGCAAGAAAGGUUAGCCGUUGCUGUGCAAGUUGAUAAAGCUAAAGAUAACGCCCUGUCGAAGUUUCACGACUCUUGGGAGAAGGUAACGUCUCGAUUGCGUACUUUAAUGUUGGAAAACAGGACUCUAGAGGAAAAAAUACAAGAAUUACAUUUAAAAAAUGAACAGAAUAUGCAGGAAUGUUCAAUGAAAAUCAAACAAUAUGAAGCAGAAGCAUCAAAAGCUUUAAACCUUGCUCAUGGCAGUCAUGAUAAACUUAGCAGUUACAUGGUACAAAAUACCGAACUACAAGAAAAAUUAGAAUGUCUUGAGAAGAAAAUCCUGGAAGUUGAAGAGAGUCACAAUGCGGAAAUACAGAAAAGUAAAAAAUUAAACGAUAUUAUCGUACAGAAAGAACUGGAUUUGACUGAGAGCAGAAAUGUUUUGAACGAUUCGCGACUAGAAGUUGCGAACAGUAAGAAGGCGAUUGAAUUGUGCCAAGUUGAAUUCGCAAAUAUGAAAACACAAUAUAACAGUUUGGAGGAAAUUUUAACCGAGAAGCAGAAAACAAUAAAAGAUCUUGAGUCUAAAAUCCAUGGUUUAGAAACAGAUAAUGAUAAUCUUAAAGUUUUACAUGCUGAUGCACAAAGGGAAGUAUUGGUUUGUAAAGAAAAAAUGGACAAAACAAAAAGUGAUUUAAGAGAUUUCUAUCAGCAACAAGUAGAAUUGCUUGUCCAGGAUAAACUGAAAGAGUUCCAAUCACAGCUUGAUCGAGCUGAAACUUCUUUACAGGACGAAAUCAACAAACGGGAACUUUCCAUUGCCAAAACAGCAGCUACACACAUUCAACAAAUUACUGAUAAACACAAUUUAGAAGUACAAUUAUUAGAAGAAAAGCAAAAAGAAGAAAUUAAGUAUUAUCAGAUGCAACUUCAGCAAGCACAGCAACAAAUUACAACACAAGAAAGUAAAUUAAAGCAUUUCAACGAACGGCGGACGGCGUUAGCGCAUCAAUUGCACAAAGUAAUGGAAGUGCAGUGGAUGGAAGCAUUGAAAAUCAUUAACAAUACUAAAAGUCCAUACAAUAGCACACCGAUUGACACCACAUUGGACCAGUUAAAAUCACUCAAAGUCAAAAGUCAUAAUAAUUUAGAAGAAGUGCUUUCGGACCCUGGUGAAUACUCUGCGGAGCUUGAGAGAGAUAAUUUCCAUGCUCUGAGUGAAACACCUGUAAGUUCUAAGGUACAAAUGAAUAAAAUUCAGAAAGAGUCUCGGGACAAUGGAAAUGAAUUGCAAAAAUAUGUCAGUCUUUUAUUGAAUAAACAGUCAACUUCGACACAAAUGGAACCCAUGAAGGAAUCCAGUCAGCCUACACAAAAAAGUGAGGAAAUCGUAGAUAGGAAUAAAAUCAACAUAAAUGAUAAUCGCACGAUGAAACCGCCUUGGAAGUGACUAGAUUAUUAGUCUGGUGGAACUAGCACUAAUUUGUUUUUCUUUUUUACACAUAUCAGAAAUACCACGAUGUAUACAGUGUUUUACAAGUAAGUGUAAUAUAAUAUAUUUUUGAUAUGCAUUUUAUGAAAUUGAGACAAUAUUUUGUGUGUAGAGUGCGCAAUUAAUUUAUAUCAGUAUUUGCCAUUCACCUUCAAUAAAUACAAUUUAAUUAAA
Messenger RNA from Dalotia coriaria, 2917 nucleotides. Its product is annotated as centriole duplication and spindle assembly protein centrobin. Gene Ontology annotation, cellular component: centrosome; centriole. The record is from RefSeq and is a predicted model, not a curated record. The coding region runs from base 263 to 2701 and encodes 812 amino acids. NCBI's taxonomy places the organism in Eukaryota, Metazoa, Arthropoda, Insecta, Coleoptera, Staphylinidae. The transcript has 8 exons. Gene Ontology annotation, biological process: mitotic cytokinetic process; centrosome separation; regulation of cilium assembly.